UAAUUCGCCACAAAAAAAAGUUUUGAUUUUCAAGUUACUUUUAUAAUAGUUUUUAGUUAAAUUUUAUAUUUUAAUUCAUUUUUAUUCAUGGAAAACUCUAAAAUAAUUGAAAGUGUAAGUUUAGUAACUAUUGAUCAUUAUAUGUGUAAUCCUAUUGAUGGUUUAGAUUCGUUGUAUUCAGAAUUUUGGGGCACACAAGUUACUAAAGUACCUGUUCUUAGAAUUUUUGGAUCGACAAUUCAAGGUGUAAAAUGCUGUUUACACAUCCAUGGUGUAUAUCCUUAUAUUUUUGUUCAGUUAGAAUCAUUGGAUGUAAGUGACAACUCAAAUUUAUACAAUUUUGCCAAUAGCCUUGAAAAGGCAAUAUGUUUAACUGUGGGAGUUACCAGCUCAAAAUCAAAACACAUACAUAAUAUUACAGUAGUAUCAGGAAAACCCUUUUAUGGUUACCAUAAAGAAAAUCAUCAAUUUUUAAAGGUGCUUUUUUACAAUCCAUACACAGCAAAAGUUGCGGUAGACUUAAUACAAAGUGGAGCAGUUUGUAAUAAAAUAUUUCAACCUCAUGAAGCACACAUUCCAUUUCAUUUACAAUUUAUGAUAGAUUAUAAUAUUCAUGGAAUGAAUUAUGUACAACUUAGCAGUGUUAAAUAUAGAUCUAUUGAAAAACAAGUGAUACCUAAGAUUAGUCGAUGUACAAAAGAAAUGGAUACUCUUGCUGUUGACAUUUUGAAUCCUAAUUUAAAUAUAGGUGAAUUACAAAGUCCAGGAUUAUCAACUAUUCGAAGUCAAAUAAAUAAGUUAUCUUCUGAUCUUAAUGUAACUAGGCAAGGAAUUGAAGUUUUCAGUGGAGAUAGAAAACCUGUUGUUAAGUCAAACUUGGAAUUAAAAUUUAAAAAUGAUUUGCAAAAAAAAUUAGAUGAAAUAAAGAAACAAGUUAUAAGUAGUACAAGUCUAUCAGAAUUGGAAGCAAGUGUAAAUGAAGAUAUUGUACAAAAUUUAUCUCAAACAUUUCAGUCUCAAGCACAAUUAUGGGACAGCCAGAGUAUUGAUUUGAUGAAUUUAUUAAUGAAUGAAAAGAUAAAUAGUCCUGAUAAUGUUAAGAGUUUUUCUUAUAAAGCUGCAAGUGAUGAAGAGGACAAUUUAGAUAAUGAUUUUAAUGAAGAUGAAUUAUCAAUGUCCCUAGUUGAUUUACAUGAAAGACAUUCUCAGACUAUAAACUGUCAUGUUGAUUUUAACAAGGAAAACUCUGAACUCACUAAUGAAGAAUAUAUUAACUUUAUCUCUCCUAAUUCAAGCCAAGAAUCAAAUGUUGUCAAUUUGACCAUUGUUGCAAGUAGUGGUGAUGAAACAAUAUGUGGGGAAGAAAAAAAUUUAGAAAAUUCUAGCUCUCAAGCAGUUAUAAACGAACAUACUCAGUUACACUAUGAUAGUUAUAAUGAUUAUGACUCAAUGUUUAAUAUCAAGAGAACUCUAUGGACUUUAAAAACAAAACCACCAACUCAUCAUGAUGCUUUGAAUUUUUUAGAUAAAUUUAAAAAAGUUUAUAAUUUAAAAACUAACACAUUUAAAAAUACUAGUGUUAUUGAAUCAAUUAGAAAACAAUUAUUGUCUAUUAGUUGUACUGGAUUUAAUGAUUUCAACUUUUUUGCAUCAGAAAAUAAUGUUAUAUUAGAGCCACUAAAAAAGGCUCCAACUUAUUCUAUGGCUAUGAAAUGGUUGGAAAAAUAUAAAUCUAAAUGCAAAAGAAAAAGAAAAAAAAAAGGGAUAAAUACACCUCAGUCAAUUCCAAAAUCUCUUAUACUAAAAAAAUUAAAUCAUAGUACUCCUAAAUUAAGCCAGGGGAUAUUUAACACUAGUUUACUUGGUACUGUUAAAGAAAGUCAUAGUAGACAAUCUACUAAAAGAAAGCUUAGUACUUUAUUUAUGGAUUCAUUAAAUGUAGAUAGUAGCAAUGAUUCACAAAUUGAUUUUUUCAAUUCAUUAAAAACAUCUAAUAGUUCAGAUAGUCAUAUUUUAGAUGGAAUACAAGCAUAUGGAAGUUCUCAUAACUUUUGUGUUGAUAGAGAUAAUAACAAUAAUCUUACCAUCAUAACUAUGGAGCUUUACACUCAAACAAGAAGUACAUUAAAUCCUGAUCCAGAAUAUGACAGUAUACAUGGAAUUUUUUAUCAUGUUCUCAGUGGAUCAUUUGACAAAACAUCUACUACAGGUUGUAUACUUGUAGAUGAAAGAAUUUAUUCAAAUGAUUUAUCUCAUUUUAAAUCAAAAAUAAUUUUAUGUCACACGGAAGAUGACUUAUUGGAUAAAUUUAUUGAAAUAGUAAAUAAUUGGGAUCCUGAUAUUAUAUGUGGCUAUGAGAUAGAAAUGCAGUCAUGGGGUUACCUGAAACAAAGAUGUGGCAAUCUUGGACGCAAUAUAAAUUCUGAAUUAUCCAGAUUAAUUACAGAGCAUGAUACUAGUAUAGAUUAUAAUUAUGAAGAAGCAGUAAAUAUUGACUUGAAGUUUAAAGGUAGAAUCGUAUUAGACAUUUGGAGAUUGCUGCGACAUGAGUUAGCAGUUCAAAGUUAUUCAUUUGAAAAUAUGGUUUAUUUAAUAUUGAAUCAGAGAGUGCCAUCUUAUUCAUACCAAACAUUGUCUUACUGGUGGAAUCAUGAAAGUUUAUUGUUUAGGUGGUUGACUAUUGAUUAUUAUUUAUUCAAAGUUGAAAAUACAAUUAACAUUAUACAACAGCUUGAUUUAAUUGGUCGCACAGUUGAACUAGCUAAACUAUUUGGAAUACAAUUUUAUGAAGUAUUAUCUAGAGGUUCACAAUUUAGAGUUGAAUCAAUGAUGUUGCGUUUAGCUAAAAAGAAAAACUAUGUUGCUGUUUCUCCAAGUAUUAAGCAAAGAGCAGAAAUGAAUGCACCUCAAAGUUUGCCUUUAAUUAUGGAACCAAAGUCAAGGUUUUAUACUGAUCCAGUAGUGGUAUUAGAUUUUCAGAGUUUAUACCCAUCUAUCAUAAUUGCAUACAAUUAUUGUUUUUCAACUUGUUUAGGAAGUAUUGAUUUACUUGGCAAGUUUGAGUUGUUUAAAUUUGGAUGCACUAAGUUGAAUGUACCUUUUGAAACAUUAAUAAAUCUAAUAGAUGAUUUAACAAUAUCACCUUGUGGAGUAGCAUUUGUAAAAAAAAAUUUAUGUCAGGGUAUAUUGCCAACCAUGUUACAAGAAAUUCUUGAUACUCGUAUAAUGGUGAAAAAUCUAAUGAAAGAACAAAAAAACAACAAACGCCUAUGGAAAAUCUUAAAUGCUCAACAACUUGGACUUAAAUUAAUAGCUAAUGUAACUUAUGGCUAUACUGCAGCAAAUUUUUCUGGUAGAAUGCCUAGCAUUGAAGUUGGAGAUAGUGUGGUUAGUAAAGGCCGUGAAACCCUUGAAAGGGCAAUAGAUCUAAUUCAAUCUACUAAAAAUUGGAAUGCAGAAGUUGUGUAUGGAGAUACAGAUUCUAUUUUUGUAUUACUCAAAGGAAGAUCUAAAGAGGAUGCUUUUAAAAUUGGUAAUGAAAUGGCUGAUACUAUUACAAAAGAUAAUCCCAUCCCAGUCAAGUUGAAAUUUGAAAAAGUUUAUUAUCCAUGUAUUUUACAAACCAAAAAGCGAUAUUGUGGGUAUAUGUAUGAAAAUAUUGAACAAAAACAACCAAAAUAUGAAGCAAAAGGAAUAGAAACAGUUCGUCGUGAUGGUUGUCCUGCAGUUUCAAAAAUUUUAGAGAAGAGCCUUUGUAUUUUAUUUGAAACUAAAAGUAUUGCUUCUGUUAGGAAAUAUGUUGAUAAACAAUUUAAAAAAAUAUUCAAAGGAAAUGUUAAUAUUCAAGAUUUUCUGUUUGCCAGAGAAUAUAGGGGACGUAGAGGAUACAAACCUGGUGCUUGUGUACCUGCUUUAGAAUUAGCUAAGCAAUGGUCUGCUGUAGAUAGACGAGCUGAGCCUAGGGUAAAAGAGAGAGUCCCUUAUCUUAUUGUAGCUGGACCAAAAGGUUUGCCACUAAUUAAACUGGUACGGUCGCCUAUGUUUUAUUUAAAAGAGAAAUCUGCUCGUCUUAACGCUGAGUAUUAUAUAUCUAGAGUUAUAAUACCACCAUUACAAAGGUGUUUUUCAUUACUCAACGUUGAUAUCAAUCAAUGGUAUUCUGAAGUACCACGAAUUUAUCAUUAUCAUUUUCCUGAAUUAAUGUUAGAAAAUAAACGAAAGUGUACACUAUCUCAAUAUUUUUUUUCAGUUAAUUGUAUUUUAUGUAAUAGAUUAUCCCAAAAUGGAUUUUGUGAGCAAUGUGUACAGAAUCCUCAGUAUUUAGUAUUGCAACUGAAUCAUCUUUUAUCAAAAUGGACAAAAAAACAAAGUGAUUUAGGAACUAUUUGUAGAUCAUGUUGUGGCAGAAAUGUUGAGUUAAAGUGUAAUUCAUUGAAUUGUCAGAUUUUUUACAGCUCUCAACAAGCAAUUAAAGAUAUGCAACAAUAUUCUUAUAUUAAUGAUAUAAGAGAUAAUCUUAAUGUAUAAGUACUACUUUGUUAUGUUUUAAUCUUUGUUAAUUAUUGGAAUUUAGAAACUAUAAACGUGUAAAAUGUGUAUAAUUAUACAAAAAUAUAUGAAUGUCAUUAAAACUUUUUAUAAAAUUAAAAUACUUAUAUUUAUUUACUACUUUUAAUAAUGAUAAAUUGGUUUAUUGUUCAAGUUACAAUGGACCUAAUGUUAA
Molecule: messenger RNA, 4723 nt
Organism: Daktulosphaira vitifoliae (grape phylloxera)
Lineage: Eukaryota; Metazoa; Arthropoda; Insecta; Hemiptera; Phylloxeridae
Gene: DNApol-zeta
Product: DNA polymerase zeta catalytic subunit
Exons: 26
Coding region: 88-4527 (1479 amino acids)
Biological process (GO): double-strand break repair via homologous recombination; error-prone translesion synthesis
Cellular component (GO): zeta DNA polymerase complex; nucleus
Molecular function (GO): DNA binding; nucleotide binding; DNA-directed DNA polymerase activity
Source: RefSeq, a predicted model, not a curated record